Terrapene triunguis (Three-toed box turtle) is the source of this 2280-nucleotide messenger RNA. RefSeq names its product ELAV-like protein 2. Bases 34 to 1206 code for a protein of 390 amino acids. Lineage: Eukaryota; Metazoa; Chordata; Testudines; Emydidae. The transcript is spliced from 7 exons. Gene Ontology annotation, cellular component: ribonucleoprotein complex. Gene Ontology annotation, molecular function: RNA binding. The record is from RefSeq and is a predicted model, not a curated record.
AACUCCAAACUAACAUGGCAGUCAGACUGUGUGAUGUGGCUUCUCUGCUUAGAAGUGGUUCGUGGGCAGCAGAGCCUUGGACUGGGGUCUGUGGGAUUUUUCUUAAAUUCUCAGGUAAUUGCUGCCAUGGAAACACAACUGUCUAAUGGACCAACUUGCAAUAACACAGCCAAUGGUCCAACCACCAUAAACAACAACUGCUCAUCGCCAGUUGACUCUGGGAACACAGAGGACAGCAAGACCAAUUUAAUAGUCAACUACCUUCCUCAAAACAUGACACAAGAAGAGCUGAAGAGUCUGUUUGGAAGCAUUGGGGAGAUAGAGUCCUGCAAGCUUGUAAGAGACAAAAUAACAGGACAGAGCUUGGGUUAUGGCUUUGUGAACUACAUUGACCCCAAGGAUGCUGAAAAGGCUAUCAACACGCUGAACGGAUUGAGGCUUCAAACCAAAACAAUAAAAGUUUCCUAUGCGCGACCAAGUUCAGCUUCUAUCAGAGAUGCAAAUUUGUACGUCAGUGGACUUCCAAAAACAAUGACCCAGAAGGAACUGGAGCAGCUCUUUUCUCAAUAUGGACGCAUUAUUACUUCUCGUAUUCUAGUUGACCAAGUCACUGGGGUAUCAAGAGGUGUAGGAUUCAUCCGAUUUGACAAGCGGAUUGAGGCAGAAGAAGCGAUCAAAGGUUUGAAUGGGCAGAAGCCUCCAGGUGCCACAGAGCCAAUCACCGUAAAGUUUGCUAACAAUCCAAGCCAAAAAACCAAUCAGGCCAUCCUUUCCCAGCUGUAUCAGUCUCCAAACAGAAGGUAUCCAGGACCUCUAGCUCAGCAGGCUCAACGCUUUAGGUUGGACAAUCUGCUCAAUAUGGCUUAUGGAGUAAAGAGGUUUUCACCAAUGACCAUUGAUGGAAUGACCAGUUUGGCCGGAAUUAAUAUCCCUGGACAUGCAGGAACAGGAUGGUGCAUUUUUGUGUACAAUUUGGCACCUGAUGCAGAUGAGAGCAUUCUGUGGCAAAUGUUUGGACCCUUCGGAGCAGUAACCAACGUGAAGGUCAUCCGUGACUUUAACACAAACAAGUGCAAAGGUUUUGGAUUUGUGACUAUGACAAACUAUGAUGAGGCAGCCAUGGCAAUAGCCAGCCUGAAUGGAUACCGUCUUGGGGACAGAGUCUUGCAGGUCUCCUUUAAAACAAACAAAACGCACAAAGCCUAAUGAGUUAUCCUCAAUCCAUUUAUAUAUGAAAACUAUACAACAAAGGCAAGUUAAGAGAAACUUUAUACAUUAGUCAAUGUCUUUGUAAGUCAGUGUUGAAAUGGGGAUAAAAUGACUACUUAGCAUCCUAAGAAUAUGUGAGAUUUUUUUAUUGCUAGUAUUUGAAUUAAAACUUCUUAAAUAUCUUUUAUGUUUGAAUAUGGACAAGAGGUACAGGGUUUUUACCUGUCACAAUGCAUUCUAUUGCCUUCUUUGAAGAAGGUGGACCUUUUAAAAUGUUUCAGCUAAGGGAAGAAGUUUCUUUUCUUUUUACAUAACUGCCUUGAACCUGUGAGUAAAUAUUGAGGCUUUGUGUUGUAAUCCCUAACUUGGUUGUUUUAUGUUGUGUUUUCCUGAUUAGCUUUGUGUUUAAUUUACAUUUAAUGCAUUGCUGUUUUGUCUGUUCAAGAAAAGUAUUUUGAAGUUUACAUUUUAUUUAUAAAGUUAUAAACAGUAUUUAUUUUGUAAUUAUGAUUUGGGUUGGGGAUGGGGGGUACAUUAUAAUAAAAGCUUAUUGUAAGAAUACUGGAGAACUUUUCGUAAAGCAGUACCUUGCCAAAGAGAUAAGAGCCUCUUUGAUGUGGGUUUAAAAAAAGCAUCUAUUUUUAUAAAAAAGAAAAAUUUGGAGAAACUUUUUACUGGUCCUGGAACAAAUAUUUUGACUUGAAUACUUUGAGAAAUCUCUUCAUAUGACACCUAGUGAGCUUUUAAAACUUACCAGGAAAUUUGCAAUGGUUGGGGGAAAAUUUAGAAAGAUUUAUGAUGUAGAAAUACUUUUGAGACCUUUGUAUUAAGAAGUAGAAUCAAUGGGAAACACUGUUGGUUUCAUUUUUGUAAUCAUCAGUGAAAUCUCUGAUCAUCCUGGUUAUUAUGUGAUAGGUGGCUCACAUUAAUUUGUGAUUUUGAAACAAAUGAAAAUUUAAAAAAAAAAUAUAUGAGCAGGCAAGAAAUUUAAAUUACCGAGAGAUGGGGGAAAAAAAAAUCUGUUCUUCCUAAAGAAUUCCCUUCAGAUAGAGCUCAUGGUGUUUAGUGAUG